Carassius auratus (goldfish) is the source of this 3336-nucleotide messenger RNA. RefSeq names its product zinc finger protein 740-like. Gene Ontology annotation, cellular component: nucleus. The transcript is spliced from 7 exons. The coding region runs from base 583 to 1374 and encodes 263 amino acids. Gene Ontology annotation, biological process: regulation of transcription by RNA polymerase II. Gene Ontology annotation, molecular function: RNA polymerase II cis-regulatory region sequence-specific DNA binding; DNA-binding transcription factor activity, RNA polymerase II-specific. NCBI's taxonomy places the organism in Eukaryota, Metazoa, Chordata, Actinopteri, Cypriniformes, Cyprinidae. The record is from RefSeq and is a predicted model, not a curated record.
GUAACGUUUCCUGUGUUUGUAAACUGUUAAAAUUGUUCCGACAAGAAAACAUUGGGCUACUGUAAACCGAGAAGAGUAAGUGAGUCCCAGAAUCUGACCAACCAAAUCCAAAGUCAACAGGGCAUUAACGCUCGGAUGUAUUCCUACCAUUUCAGUUUGACAGAACCAAUGAUAAUCCACUCCACUCAGUUUCAGUUUGGACCUGGUUUGUUUCCAGAUAUCAUUUAGGGACUCUUGACACCAGUCUGAAGCCAAAUUCUUAUGGCUUAAAAACACAGCCCCAUGAGCCUACAUAAACAAAGGCUUGGCAAUGCAGACAUGGAAAAGGUCUGAUUCAAGCAAAUAAAAGCUGGGAUUUGUCCAUGGUUGACAGCUUCUGUUAAUGGUGGGGUAGAUGUGUGGCAACAUCAUAGACAGAGAUGGAUAUUACCCUGGCUUUAUACCCCCACUCCCUUCUGUUUCCAGGCUUGGGCCCCUGAUGGUUGGGGCUUGUGUGGUCUCUAAACACUCUCCCUGCCCCGAGCGAAGCCCUCUGUACCCCACACACACACACACACACAUACAUACACUCUCACCACUGCGAUGUCACACCUUUCCAACAGCUCAGUGAGAGAUCACAUGAAAUGGGCUGGGUUGCUUGGCUGUGAAGCAGUGCUGUCCAGCAUGGCACUUAUGCAGGCCAGCUCCAUGCCCAGCCAUAAGAAGAUGGGCUCUCAUCUGGGCCAGGGACAGAGAGAAAACAAUCACAGCCACAACCAGAACACACACAGCCAACACGGCCUCAUGGUGCUUCCCUCAGGAGUCAGCUGCCCACCAUUGCUCAUCCGCAAGGAUGGAGAGUUUCACUCUUCCAGGCUUUUGGAUGAAAAAGACGUUCAAGUCAGCCAGAACGUGCAGCCAAAGAAGAAGAACAGGAAGUCUGGACUUCCCACCAAAAUGAGAGAAAAACCCCAGGUGGAGAUUCCUGACGUUAAUGACGAUAACUCACUCAGCUCUCAAGUGCAGAAGAACUUCAUAUGUGAGCACUGCUACAGUGCUUUCCGCAGUAGCUACCACCUCAAACGGCACAUUCUCACCCAUACGGGGGAAAAGCCAUUCGGCUGUGAUAUGUGUGACAUGAGGUUUAUUCAGCGCUACCACCUGGAAAGACAUAAGCGUGUUCACAGCGGUGAGAAGCCUUAUCAGUGUGACCGCUGCCAACAGAACUUUUCCAGAACCGACCGGUUACUACGGCAUCGACGUUUGUGUGCCGUGGGCAUCCCUAAAGAGGAGAACCAGCCGUGCUGUGAGGGACGGUCGUAUUCUCAGGACCCCUCUCAGCACUCGGCGUCCUGGAGCCCACUGCAGACAAACAACAGCAGGCUGGCGGCGUGACAGCCUUCCGAUCGCGUACAAACCACUUCCCAGGAAACGCAAUGGACUCGCCAACAUGACCUGACCGGGGAUCUGAGCCUGUAAACUGUUUAAAGACUCCAGUGUGUCCAGCUCUGAUCCCAGUGGACUCUUUUAUAUUGCUUAGACUCUGGGAAAUAGUGUAUUUUGUAUUUUAGAUGGUACUGUGAUCAGCAGGCUGGUUAGUUGUGCAUUCAAUACAGGCAAUAAUGAUUUCUGGUAGUUUAGAAAUGCUUUCUUGUGUAGAUCCCAUGCAGGACUGUAGAUUGUUGAGAUUCUCAGUGUUACGUUGUGCUCACAUUUAAUUUUGCAAGUAAAAUCCAGUCAUUUCAAUAGGAAUCUGCACAAUCCCAUGCAGAUUUUGCUUCUUUUUAAGUUGGUGACACAAAUUCGCUGCAUAGGCCAACAACAUUUCACUGAAUUUACGGAGAAGUCAGCUAUAGUGACAACAGACACAUUCUAAUACUUAUAGUAUACAUUUUUUCACUGUGCACAUUAAUAAAUCAUUUCCUGUUCUGUUUCCAGAUUUGAGGAAAUGUAGCAUUCCAUCUCUUGCUCACCAGUGGAUCCUCUGCAGUGAAUGGGUGCCGUCAGAAUGAGUGUCCAAACAGCUGAUACAAACAUAACAAUAAUCCACACCACUCUAGUCCAUCAUCUUUAGUCUAGUCCAUUUUUAAGACUCUUUGACCCCCAAACCAUUGCCUCCGGCUAAAAUACUCAUUUAUCUAUUAUAUUGCUUUCUCAAGUCGAAACGUUGUCUCAUCUGAAUCAGGAAAGAAAUAUGCACAGAUCACCAUUUAUAAGUUGAAAACAGUCCAAAACCGUUCUAAACAAAUAUGUUGGUGGAGUUUGAUGUGAGAGGAUAACAGGAAAUGUUUUUAUUUUUAUUUUUUUUGACUGGAGGAAGCGAUGUUAUGGAUUAUGAGCUAUUUUGGUUAAUAGUGAAAUCUUAAAAGUUAAAAAUGCUUUCAUUAAUUUGUUUCUUACAAACACACAGCUUUUCAGUUGACAAGACAUUAAUUGGUGAACUGGAGUGGUCUGCAUUGCUUGUGGAUUAUUGUGAUGUUUUUUUAUCAGCUGUUUGGACUCGGAGUCUGACGGCACCCAUUCACUGCAAUGGAUCCAUUGGUGAGUAAGUGAUGUAAUGCUGAAUUUCUCCUAAUCUGUUAUCUGAUGAAGAAAAAAACACAUCUAUAUCUUUGAUGGCUUGAGGAUGUAUACAUUUUCAGCAGAUUUCCAUUUUGGGGUCAACUAUUCUUUUUAAUUCUGUGAUAACAGCUCAUGGCCAUUGACAGUUUUACACAGGCUUUUAUGGUUUUAGCAGAAACAUCUGGAACAUCAUCCAUCCUAUACCCACAGGAGAGCUCGUUUCUUGGUGCGCUACAUUGGUGUCAAGCUUUUGAAGUUGGCCUUUCGGUUAUCAUUAACACUGAAUUUUCGUCGAGUAUUUGAGUAUGAAUGACAAAUUUCAUCGCAGUAUGAUGCGAUUCAUGCAGUAAGUCUGCUAGCAUCUCACUUCCUCUUCUGAAGUCACUGGAUUGACAAAGCCAAGCCAAGAAUAACAAAGAAAACCUUUUAACAGGUUGUACAGUUAAUAGAAAGACAGAUGUUAUAUAAAACCACCAGUUUUUUCGCAGAGGUCUUGUUAUGUUUCUUAUCGCGUGGCUCUUGAACACGGACUUCUGCCACACUCAAGCUUGAGUUAAUAUAUUUCUUUAGCAUUUUAAAUAAUUUAAAUAGAAACCGUAGUAGGAUUAGACUGCUGCCACUGUCAGACGUAGCAGAUUCACUGUAUUUUUUUAUGUGUACAUUUGCAUGUUCUUUCCGUUAUGCAUAUACAGUAAAAGGACAUGAACUACAGGUCAACUUUAUUCUGUCCUGUUAGACACUGUUAAUGAGUCCUAGGACCUCGAGCUGACAAUAAAUUUUCUUUUCUAAAAAAAA